Punica granatum (pomegranate) is the source of this 1953-nucleotide messenger RNA. Lineage: Eukaryota; Viridiplantae; Streptophyta; Magnoliopsida; Myrtales; Lythraceae. The record is from RefSeq and is a predicted model, not a curated record.
GGCGACCGUCGGCCACUCCAUCCCCUCUCUCUUCGAAAUCCAAAAGGCUCAUCUUUCUUCUCCAUUUUCCCCCGUCAAAACCGAAAUAACAGAUUCUCUCUCUCUCUCUCUCUCUCUCUCUCUCUCAGUAGAAUGGCUGAGGUCCUUCCCCUCCCUUCUCCGCCGAGCUCCGGCAGCUCCCCAUCCCGGCCCUCCUCCCUCUCCUGCUUGCCCCCAGCCACUGACUCCGGCGCCAUCAGCGACUGCGACGCCGACUCGGUGAAGGACGCCCGGCGGGAUGAGGGCAAUGGCAGCGACAGCAGCAGCAGCAGCACCGCCGAAGGCGGAGGCGGCGAUCAGCUCUCGUUCCUCGCGCUGCUCUUGACCAUCUUCCGGAAAUCUUGGCUCGCCUGCAAGAGUGACCGCAGGCGGCUCUGCGAGGUGGAGAUCGGGUGGCCCAGCGACGUCCGCCACGUGGCCCACGUUACCUUCGACCGCUUCAAUGGCUUCCUCGGCCUGCCAGUUGAGUUGGAGCCCGAGGUCCCCCGUAGAGCUCCCAGCGCGAGUGCUCGUGUUUUUGGAGUCUCCACAGAAUCAAUGCAGUUAUCUUACGACUCUAGAGGUAACAGCGUGCCAACAAUACUCCUGCUCAUGCAGCAGCGCUUGUAUGAUGAAGGCGGAUUGCAGGCAGAAGGGAUUUUCAGAAUUAAUGCUGAAAAUGGUCAAGAGGAGUCUGUCAGGGACCAGUUGAAUAGAGGAAUCGUACCACUGGGGAUUGAUGUGCACUGCCUGGCCGGACUGAUCAAGGCAUGGUUCCGAGAACUUCCCAGAGGAAUUCUUGAUUCUCUCCCACCUGAACGAGUUAUGCAGUGCCAAACUGAAGAAGACUGUGUAGAGCUCGUGAGGCUCUUAGCAUCGACUGAAGCCUCUCUCCUCGAUUGGGCUAUCAACCUGAUGGCUGAUGUUGCGCAGAUGGAACACUUGAACAAAAUGAACGCAAGAAACAUUGCUGUGGUUUUUGCUCCAAAUAUGACUCAGAUGGCAGACCCUUUUACUGCUCUGAUGUAUGCAGUCCAAGUGAUGAACUUCCUCAAAGCACUUAUUGAGAGGAACUUGAGAGGAAGAGAAGAUUCUAAGGUGGAACCACCAUCUGCUUCUGAUCUUGGACCUUUUGAUGAGAAUGGGCGGGAAAGUCCUUCCAAGCCCCAAGCUGGAGAUGACUCUAAGGAUGAUGAGGAGACUGAGCGACCUCUCUUUGCCGAAGAACCCAACUUAGAAAGUUCCCUCCCCUCGGAUGAUAACAGCAGCAGUGUGAUUCAGGAAGAAACUUGUAGUGAUAGUGAUCUAUUGGAGCAGCUAUUCUCGGAUAGGGAUGAAACUAGGAGUGUCAUGCCAGCUGAAACUCAAUUUUUGAAAGAGAAUCUGAAAGGUUCUAUUGCCUUGAUGGAACUCAAGACUGCGAAGAAAGAGCCAAGGUUGACCAAUCGGAUAAGUUGACUUUCGAUGAGACACCAGAGAAGAUGACUGAGCACCAUCAACCUUUGGCUGAGACACCUACAACCAUGGAGAAGAGUCGGGUGAUCAGCAACCUCAGCCGAAUAGAGUCAAGGAUGGCGUGGAUUGAAGCCUGGCGGUAAAGGAAGUCAAGAACCGGUUGGAUCCAUAAACUAACACGAAGUGAUGAGCUAACGGAGUGUUUAGUCUCAUCUAGAUGGAAGUUUGUUUGUGAUUGGUGUCUAGCCAAAAUGUUUGCGUUUUAGUUUUGUGUUUCUAAGUGGUCUGGAAUUGAUUGAUUCCGAACCCAUUUGGAGGAUAAUGUACCUGGGCUAGUCUGAUCUAGGAUUUAGCCUCCCGUUUUGCGGGCAACAUUUUGCCUCAAUGUACUAUGGCCCCUGUACAAUCUCUCGCUUAGUCUUCUGACUCUGUGAUGAGCAAUUGUUUGAGAUGCAAAUAACAAGCUUUGUUUCAAAAUUA